Molecule: messenger RNA, 1089 nt
Organism: Fragaria vesca subsp. vesca
Lineage: Eukaryota; Viridiplantae; Streptophyta; Magnoliopsida; Rosales; Rosaceae
Product: acid phosphatase 1-like
Exons: 4
Coding region: 155-928 (257 amino acids)
Molecular function (GO): acid phosphatase activity
Source: RefSeq, a predicted model, not a curated record
AUGCCUAAUCCAUCUUGAUAAGCAUAUCAUAUUCUCGCAAUUAGCUAUCUGGUAUACUAGCUACUCGAUCUUCAGCCAAUCUGCUUGAAAAUAGUCAAGGAUCACAGUUCGUAUGUGUUCCACCUUUUGAGGUUCCAAAACCAGGCAAGUAUAUAUGAUUAGAACAAUGAUGAAACGAACCCAGGAGCUGCUGGUGUUUCUGGUUCUGGCUUUGUUCUACAAGGCCACCGGCAUGAAGCAGCCUUGCUGUAAGCCCCCGCAACCGGCCGACUGUGGCAGCUUUUGUUUGAGCUGGAGACUGGCUGUGGAGGCCAACAAUGUGCGUGGGUGGCGCACUGUGCCAACACAGUGCUUUCUCUAUCUCCAAACAUACAUGACCGGAGGACAGUACGACCGCGACGUCGAAUUCAUUGUUGAUGAAAUUACGAGUUAUGUGAACGGAAUCGUUCCCUCGGAUGACGGCAAGGAUGCAUGGAUUUUGGAUGUGGACGACACUUGCAUAUCCAAUGUCUAUUACUACAAGGGAAAGAGAUACGGGUGUGACCCUUAUGAUCCAUCUGCGUUCAAAGCAUGGGCGAUGACAGGAGGGUGUCCGGCAAUUCCUGCUAUGUUGGGAUUGUUUAUCAAGCUGGUGAAUAGUGGAUUUAAGGUUAUUUUGCUUACCGGAAGAGGUGAAGAAACACUAGGUCAAGUCACUAUUGAGAAUCUGCAUAAUCAAGGAUUUCUUGGUUAUGAACGGCUCAUUUUGAGGACGGCAGCUUACAAAGGGCAGAGCGCGGUGGAGUACAAGUCGGCGAUUAGGAAGAAACUGGUGGAAGAAGGUUACAGGAUAUGGGGGAAUAUAGGAGAUCAAUGGAGUGACCUGCAUGGAGAUUAUGUAGGCAACCGUACGUUUAAGCUUCCUAAUCCCAUGUACUUUGUUCCUUAAUCACUAGCUAAUUGCAAUAUGUAUCCCAAUUUACAAGCCUCCACCGAAAUCACAUUAGUGGAGGCCUUCUGAAUUGUAAGAAAGUAGAUGCAUGCAGUAAACCAGAAUAUGUAAAGGCCGGUUAGGUCAUCUAGCUACCAGCAGCAACGUACGGAGCAAAA